Messenger RNA from Phaethon lepturus (White-tailed tropicbird), 3107 nucleotides. It is a transcript of the gene IGSF3, whose product is annotated as immunoglobulin superfamily, member 3. Lineage: Eukaryota; Metazoa; Chordata; Aves; Phaethontiformes; Phaethontidae. The annotation marks the transcript as partial. The transcript is spliced from 8 exons. The record is from RefSeq and is a predicted model, not a curated record.
UGAUCCCCGAUUCGCUGCGAGUGACGGCAGUCCCACAGACACUGAACAAAGUGGAGCACGACUCCCUGGAGCUGAAGUGCGAGGUGUCAAAGAGCACAUCCCAGCACAGCCACGUCUCCAUUGCCUGGUACCGGCAGCGAGGCAGCGAGACGCCUGUGGAGGUCAUCUCCCUCAGCCGUGACUUCGUCCUGCGGGCCGGCAGCACCUAUGCCCAGCGGCAAGCCACAGGGGACAUUCGCUUGGACAAAGUUGGGGAGACCACCUCAAAGCUCACCAUUUACAACCUCCACCCAUCAGAUCAGGGCGAGUUUUACUGCGAGGCAGCGGAGUGGAUCCAGGACCCAGACAAGUCUUGGUAUGCUAUGACCCGCAAGCGUUCCCAGGGUGCCAUUGUCAACGUGCAAGCCACCGAUAAGGAGUUCAGUGUCCGGCUGGAGACAGAGAAGCGGACGUACAUUGUGGGUGAGCCAGUGGAGUUUCGGUGCAUCCUGGAGGCGCAGAACGUCCCUGACCGCUACUUUUCCAUUUCCUGGGCCUUCAACAGCUCUCUCAUCGCCAGCCUGGGACCCAACGCCGUGCCGGUGCUCAACAACGAGUUUGCCCAGCGUGAGGCCCUGGGCCAGCUCAAGGUAGCCAAAGAAAGCGACAAUGUUUUUGUGCUGAAGAUCUACCGCCUCCGCCUUGAGGACAGCGGCAAGUACAACUGUCGGGUGACUGAGCGGGAGAAGACUGUGACGGGGGACUUCAUUGACAAGGAGAGCAAGCGGCCAAAGAACAUCCCCAUCACUGUCCUGCCGCUCAAGACCAGCAUCUCCUUGGAGAUUAUCAACAACGCCAGCAAUGUCUUGGAAGGGGAGAGCCUGCGCUUUGGCUGCAACGUGCGCUCAGGCUUCGGGCCCCAAAGCCAUUUCUCCAUCGCCUGGCAGCUGGUGGACAAGCUGAACCGGCGCAGCGAAGUUGUGCGUCUGGAUCGGGAGGGCACCCUGCAGCCGGGCCCCUCGUAUGCCGAGCGCAGCAGCUACGGGGGCAUCCAGGUGGAGCAGGUUCGGCCCGGCUCCUUCACCCUGGAGAUCUUCAACAGCAUCAAGGCAGACGAGGGCCACUACGAGUGCCGGGUAGCCGAGUGGACGCGGACGCUGGAUGGGGAGUGGCAGAUGGUUGGGGAGCGGCACGCGGGCACCCCGGUGUCCAUCACUGCUCUGGAGGCCGGCUUUGCUGUCACAGCCAUCUCCCGCACCCCAGGGGUGACCUACAAUGAGUCCUUCGACCUCCAGUGCAUCAUCAAGCCCCACUACCCGUCGUGGGUACCGGUGUCGGUGACGUGGCGUUUCCAGCCAGCAGGCAGCACCGAGUUUCAUGACCUGGUCACCUUCACGCGCGACGGUGGGGUCCAGUGGGGCGACAGGUAUACGGGUUUCCGGACCCGCACCGCCAUCGAGAAGGCCGAGUCCAGCAACAACGUGCGCUUGAGCAUCAGCAGGGCGAGUGACACGGAGGCUGGCAAGUACCAGUGCGUGGCUGAGCUCUGGAGGAAGAACUACAACAGCAGCUGGACGCGGUUGGCAGACAGGACCUCCAACCUGCUGGAAAUCAGAGUCCUGCGGCCGGUGACCAAGCUGCAGGUGAGCAAGUCAAAGCGGAGCAUCACUCUGGUGGAGAACCGGCCCAUCCCCCUCAACUGUUCAGUGAAAUCCCAGACCAGCCCUGAUUCGCACUUCGCCGUGCUGUGGUACGUCCACAAGCCCUCCGAUGCCGACGGCAAGCUCAUCCUGAAGACCACCCACAGCUCGGCCUUCGAGUACGGCACCUACGCAGAGGAAGAGGGGCUGCGGGGCCGGCUGCAGUUCGAGCGCUCGGCGUCAGGGGGGCUCUUCAGCCUGACGGUGCAGCGGGCAGAGGUCCGAGACAGCGGCAGCUACUACUGCCAUGUGGAGGAGUGGCUGCUCAGCCCCAACCAUGCCUGGUACAAGCUGGCGGAGGAGGUAUCUGGGCGGACGGAGGUCACCGUCAAGCAGCCAGAUAACCGUCUGCAGGUGAACCAGACCCACAAGAACAUCACAGUGCUGGAGAACCAGUGGGUGACCCUAGAGUGCCUGGUCAGCAGCCGGACCAGUCCCUCGUCCCAGCUCUCAGUGGAGUGGUACGUCUGGCGGCCAGGCCACCCAGAGAAGGAGGUAGUGGCCUGGCUGAGCCGGCAGAGCACCCUGCGCUACGGGAACCUGGCAGCGCUGGGUGACCUGCGGAGCCGGCUGCACCUGGAGAGCCCAUCCCAGGGUCUCUACCUCCUCUCCAUCCAAAAUGCCACUGUGCGGGACAGCGGGACCUAUGACUGCCGCGUGGAGGAGUGGCUCCUCGACCCCAGUGACCGCUGGUACAAGCGGGCAGAGGACCUCUCUGGACUCAUCACCCUCACCGUCAAGCAACCAGAUCCCACCUUGCAGGUGGACACGGCCACUGCCAACCUCACGGUGCAGGAGAAGGAGUCCUUCCCGCUGGACUGCAGCAUCCUCUCCCGCUCCAGCCCGGAGUCCCACUUUGCGGUGACGUGGUACAACCUGCGGGCCAAAGAGGCGGGCAGCCGUGUGGAGGAGGAUGAGGAGGAUGAGGAGAGGGAGGUGGUGCUGAGCGUGGGCCCCGAUGCCAUCUUCAGCCCUGAGGCUGGUCGCUGGGAGGGCCGCCUGCGCUUCCAGAGGCUCUCGGCGGUGCUCUUCCGGCUGACGGUGCUGCAGGCCGGCGGUGCCGACACGGGCAACUACUCGUGCCGCGUGGAGGAGUGGCUGGCGGACCCCAAUGGCAUGUGGUACCGGCUGGCAGAGGAGGAGUCGGGGAUGGUCGCUGUUCAUGUGCAGGAUGCAGGCUCCACCCUGCAGUCUGUCAUCUGCUCCAACGACGCCCUCUUCUACUUUGUGUUCUUCUACCCCUUCCCCAUCUUUGGCAUCUUGAUCAUCACCAUCCUCCUGGUGCGGUUCAAGAGCCGAAACUCCAGCAAGAACUCAGAGGGCAAGAAUGGGGUCCCCUUGUUAUGGAUCAAAGAGCCUCACCUCAACUACUCUCCCACUUGCCUAGAGCCGCCAGUCCUCAGCAUCCACCCGGGAACCAUAGACUAA